UCAGUAGGUUCUAAAAUAAAAUGACAAAGCCAUACAAUGUGUAAAAGUUUUAUUUUGUGAAAUUUAAGUCUUUCUUAAUAUAACGGAGUUGAGUCUACACAAGUAUAUUUGUCCAGUGUCAAUACAUGUUAAGUAAACUGUACAAAUGAAUUUAUAUAUUUGUGUAAUUUUAGUCAAACAAACUUGGUAACACAUCUGCAAGGUGUCUGAAAUGCUUGCCAUUCAUAAUGAGACACAGUGUAUGUAUUCAAAUUGGCACACUUUCCUACUAUUGAGUAUGCAAGUUGAAUACAAGUUGUAUACAGCCUGUAUACUCGAUAGUAGGCAAGUGUGCUAAUUCAGACAGGGCUAAUAUGUAUUCACUGGACCAAUCAUAGGCAGACCAGCGUGCCUUGAGUUCACUAAGAAAAUCACAGACAUAGACAAGCCAAUCAGAAACCAAUUAAUCAAUUAGCAGCCCUUCCAUGGUUACGGCCACAGCUGAGCCACAGCCCCUUGUUUGACAGAUUUCGGGUGGUGAUGAUCUCAUGAAACCAUUAUGUUGAAACAAGAAAGAUUUGCCACUUUAAAGGAAAUAAAAUGAAGACAUUAUCUCCUGGAUUGGCCCUUAUAAAAGCUUGGGAUUUAUGUUACUGAGGAAGCGACACAGUAUUCUAAGGACAUGACAGAUGUCAUGAACGAACUGGCAUCUUGAAACUGCUAAAUUACAUAAUGAAUAAGCCAGUUCUAGAUUUUGGGUUUGAAAGGAUAAAAUCCUUUAUUGACUGACUGUAUAGAUACUGAUUGCAUGCAGAGUGGAUUAACUGAGAGUAGCAGUGUAGCACAGUGAUUAGGGAACUUGCUUGUAACUUACUGUUUUACUCUUGAGCCAGGUACUUACUGUUAAUUGCUUCAGUAAAAUGUCCAGCUAUUUAAAUGGAUUGUAUGUAAAAUGUUUUCGGUGUAAUUUCUUGUGGAUGCCAAAGUGUAGCUGUAACUGUUAGUCUUGUUUUCUAUAUAAUCUUGUAGUUUAUAUGUUUGUAAAAAGGUUAUCUACUGUCUAGGAAAGGAAAAUAUUUAACAUUUAUUUGUGUUACAUUUUCACUCAAGUUAAAAGGUUUUGAUGAAUGCAGUUGUGUGAGUUUGACAAUUUAAGUCAAGCAAAACAAGAACUGAUAAGCCUAGAUAGGAUGCCAAGAUAAGCCAAUCACUUUGCCUUGUGAUUGAUGACAGAAGUUGUUUAAGUGAAGGUAUUUUAUUUUCUUGGCCCUUAAGCACAAUGUCUUAUAAAGCUUAUAUUUUAAUUCAGGUAUGCAUUUUUACAGCUUGCAUUUUAUAUUUACUGAAGCAACAGAGGGUUAAGGAGCUUGUUUUUAAUUGUUAAUUAGUCAGUGAAGUGAAUAUUGCAGAAGAAUGUUUAGAAUUUAUUGUAACUGUGAAUGCAGCCGAAGUACAGUACAUGCAGAUUUAGUCCACUUGAUGUAUAUAUUAACUGCAGCCAAACACAUUUCAAUCAGUAUUUAUAUAAAGUAGGAAUUAAAUGAACAAGAACUGUCAGUUUCUUCAUUAUAAAUAUUUUCAACUUUCGUGCUUUUCCGUCACUGGUGGAGUCUUCGUUAAUAUCCGUGUGGCGUGUGACGUACGGUGGAGCAGGGCUUGCGUAGGGCGUGAAUGCGUAGCCCCUCCCCCUCCACAGUCUAUCUGGAAAAAGAAAAAAAACUUUUUGUAUCGAAGGAAUCAACAGCCGCCAUCUUGUCGCGGCUCGGAAUCAGGAUUUCGGGAGAGUAUUAUUUUUUAAUUUAAUAACAGGCUACCCAAACCCAGAUCAGACGGGGCCGCUCCGCUGAAAACGGACAGCUUGUACACUUUCGAAGAUAUUUCAUGCGAAAAAACCAGGAUUGGAUCGGUUUUCGUCGGUUAGAAAACCCACCGUAUAUCUGAUUUCCCCUUCAGAAAGCGCCGCUUCUCUCCGUAUCACCGCUCCUGUCCGUAUUGUUUUUCGAGAGACAGCGGCGAAGGGACGAAAUCGCAACAUAAAAUUACUUUAAAAUUACAUUUUAUUCGAGGCAGAAAUGCAAUUUGAUGCAAUCAAAUUGCGCUCAGAAAAAACGGUUUUGUAAAGAUGCGAAGGUAACGUAACGACUUGUGGGGCAAGGGACCUAAAAUUCAGUUUAUGCAUUACUAUAAUUUUUUUACUUUCUUUUUUGGAAUAAAAUAUUUUUUUCAUCGGGGGUAAUUAUUAAUGAUAAUAAUGUGGGUGUUGGGUGUUGGAUUAUCAUGGGGUGAAUGGCGGAGCGGGGCGCUGUUGCUAUUUUUUUGAAGCAUUUACCUUGCUAGCUGGCUAGCUAGCUAAUUAUUUUUCUUUUAACGGAGUGGUUGCAAGAAAGAAAACCUACGGAUCGAUUUGGGCUGAUCCCAGCUGCAGCCUGUCUGGAAGAUUUUGUUGAUUUUCCUUCGGCUGUUAAAGUAACAAUCAGAGUCCUUUACCAUGGCGGAGAACUUGCUGGAUGUCGGACCUCCCAACCCAAAGCGACCGAAGCUCAAUUCACCUGCCCGGUCCGCCUCUGAUGGUCCAGUAGACCUGGGAUCGCUGUUCGAGCUGGAGAACGACCUGCCAGACGAGCUGAUCCCGAACGGAGGCGACCUGGGCCUGGGGAGCAUGCCCUCCAACGGCGGGGGCGGGGUGGGCCUGGACGGGAUGGUCCCGGACGCGGCCACCAAGCACAAGCAGCUGUCGGAGCUCCUGAGGGCCGGGAGCAGCCCCAACCUGGGGCCCCUGGGGAAGAGCCCGCUGGGGCAGGGCUCGCCCACGCACCCGUCCCAGGCCCAGAAGCAGGCCGGCGGGCAGGGCGGGGCCGGCGGCAUGGGCCUGGGCACGGGGUUCGGCCAGCCCCACGUGCUGCUGGGACAGGGCCCCCAGCCCCAGCAGGGCCAGGCCAUGAACGGCACCCUGGGGCCCGGGGGCCGCGCCCGGGGCCCCGCUCCCAUGCAGUACCAGGGCCAGGGGCCGGCGGCCGGGGGCGGAGCCACGGGAAGCGCGCUGGCGGAGACGCUCACGCAGGGGGCGCCACAGAUGGGAGCUCACGGCACCAUGAACGCGCAGCAGGGCGGGAACAUGAACAAGAUGGGUCUCCCGGGGGCCAACGGUCCGUUUGGGCAGCAGUACGGCCAGGGCCCGGGGCAGCUGCUGGGGGGGGCGGGGGUCAACGCCCAGCUCCAGAACAAGGCAGCCCUCCCCAACAGCCUCCCCCCCUUCCCCACCGACCUGAAGGGAGCUACCAGCGUGCCCAACCUGUCCCAGAUCCAGCAGCAGCCCCAGCAGCACCAGGUGCCCUCGGUGGGCGUGGUCCCGGGGCAGGGCGUGUCGGCGGGCCCCACGGCCGACCCGGAGAAGCGCAAGCUGAUCCAGCAGCAGCUGGUGCUCCUGCUCCACGCCCACAAGUGCCAGCGGCGCGAGCAGGCCAACGGGGAGGUGCAGGCCUGCGCCCUGCCCCACUGCCGCACCAUGAAGAACGUCCUCAACCACAUGACCCACUGCCAGGCCGGCAAGUCCUGCCAGGUGGCCCACUGUGCGUCCUCCCGGCAGAUCAUCUCUCACUGGAAGAACUGCACCCGGCACGACUGCCCCGUCUGCCUGCCGCUGAAGAACGCCAGCGACAAGAGGAACCAGCAGCCCAUGCUGAGCUCCCCCAGUGCCGGGCUGCAGAACUCCAUUGGUCAGGUGGGCGCGGGUCAGCAGACCACGCCCACCAUCAGCAGCGCCACGCCCAUCGACCCCAGCUCCAUGCAGAGGGCCUACGCCGCGCUGGGCCUGCCCUACGGCAACCAGCCGUCUGCGCAGACGCAGCCGCAGCAGGGCCCCGGACAGCAGACUGCGCAGACACCCCACCAGCACCAGCUGCGCUCCAUCAAUGCGCUCGGCGCUAACCAGAUGAACAUGGGAGGCGGGGCGAUGGGCGGGGCCUCAUCAGAUCAGGCCAACAUGCACUCCGACUCUUCCCUCCCUCCCUCGCUCAACGCCAACCAGCUGAUGUCGGACGGGCCUGGCGCCGGCUCCAUGGGCAACCUGCCCACCGCCGCCCCGCUGUCCGCCGCCAGCGCCAGGAAGGCGUGGCACGAACACGUCACUCAGGACCUGCGCAACCACCUGGUGCACAAACUUGUGCAGGCCAUCUUCCCCACCCCGGACCCGGCUGCCCUGAAGGACCGGCGGAUGGAGAACCUGGUGGCCUACGCCCGCAAGGUGGAGGGGGACAUGUACGAGUCCGCCAACAGCAGGGACGAGUACUACCACUUCCUGGCGGAGAAGAUCUACAAAAUCCAGAAGGAGCUGGAGGAGAAGCGGAGGUCGAGGCUCCAGAAGCAGCCCCCCAUGGCCCCCACCGGAGCGCCGCAGCCCGUCCUCCCCCAGCCCAACGCCCUGGGGCCCGCGCCGGCAGGGAGACCGCCCAAUGGACCUGUGCCUAUGCCCAAUGUGCCGAAUCAGAUCAUGAAUCGCGUGCAGGUUUCUCAAGGGAUAAACCAGUUCAGCCCCAUGGCGAUGCAGAACGUGCAGAUGUCCCAGGCACCCAUGGGGUCCCGUGCCGCGUCCCCCAUGAACCACGCCCCACAAAUGAACAUGGGCUCCGUGCCAGCGAUGGGGAUGUCCCCCUCCAGGAUGCCCCAGGCUCAAGGCAUGAUGGGAAACCACGCGGGCAGCAUGGUGGGCCAGACGGCCAGCCAGGCCCAGUUCAUGGCCCAGACCCAGUUCCCCGCGUCCAGCGGGGGGGUGAAUGUCAACAUGGUCCUGGGACAGCCGGCCGCUCAGGCUGCUGUCACUCAGCAGCAGCAGCAGCAGCAGAACGCUUCCCUCCCCCUCAACGCUCUGGGCUCCAUGGGUUCCCAGCUGUCCUGCGGCCCGGCCGCCCAGCCCCCCCUCCGCUCCACACCUCCGCCCCCGCCGCCCGCCUCCGCCCCUAACCUGCAGCAGCACCAGCUCCCCGCCCCGCCCUCAGCCCCGCCCUCCUCCGGGGGGCCGGCCUCCGUGCCCGGCCCCGCCCAGGCCAUGGCCACCCCGCCCGGCCGCACCCCCUCUCGGCCUCACACCCCCCUGCAGCCCCCCGGACCCGCCCUCCAGCUGACGCAGCCCACCUCGGUGCAGCCGCCGGCCCCCACCACCCCGCUCUCCCAGGCGGCGGCCAGCAUAGACAACCGCGUGCCCACCCCCGCGUCGGUGGCGGAGGUGCACUCCCAGCAGGCCCUGCCCGACCUCCCCGACGCCAAGCCGGACCCCCGGGGCGACGAUCACGACUUCCAUUCCGGCAAGGUGGAGCCCAAAACAGAGCAUGAAGACGAUUCAAGGCCGCUGGCAGGGAAGAAGGAGGAGCCAGAGGGGGCGGAGCCAAAGCAGGAGCCAAUGGAGGUGGAGGAGAAGAAGCCGGAAAUUAAGGUGGAGCCUAAAGAGGAGGAGGAGGGCGGGACCAACGGCACGGCCGCGUCCGCCUCGCCUUCCCAGCCCCGCAGGAAGAUCUUUAAGCCCGAGGAGCUGCGGCAGGCCCUGAUGCCCACGCUGGAGGCGCUGUACCGCCAGGACCCCGAGUCUCUGCCCUUCCGCCAGCCCGUGGACCCCAUGCUCCUGGGCAUCCCGGACUACUUCGACAUAGUGAGGAACCCCAUGGACCUGUCCACCAUCAAGCGCAAGCUGGACACGGGCCAGUACCAGGAGCCCUGGCAGUACGUGGACGACAUCUGGCUCAUGUUCAACAACGCCUGGCUGUACAACCGCAAGACCUCGCGCGUCUACAAGUACUGCUCCAAGCUGGCCGAGGUGUUCGAGCAGGAGAUCGACCCCGUCAUGCAGGGCCUGGGGUACUGCUGCGGCAGGAAGUACGAGUUCUCCCCUCAGACGCUCUGUUGCUACGGGAAACAGCUGUGCACCAUAUCCCGGGACGGCACCUACUACAGCUACCAGAACAGGUAUCACUUCUGUGAAAAAUGCUUCAACGAGAUCCAGGGCGACCGCGUCACCCUGGGCGACGACCCCGCCCAAUCGCAGACUAUGAUAUCGAAAGACCAGUUUGAAAAGAAGAAAAACGACAUGCUGGACCCAGAGCCGUUCGUUGAAUGUAAAGACUGCGGACGCAAGAUGCAUCAGAUCUGCGUGCUGCACUACGACGUCAUCUGGCCAGCAGGCUUCAUCUGCAAUAACUGUCUGAAGAAGUCUGGCAAAACGCGGAAGGAAAACAAAUUCGCUGCCAAAAGGCUUCCCACCACCAGGCUGGGCAUGUACAUAGAGGACCGGGUGAAUAAGUACUUGAAGAGGCAGAACCAUCCGGAGGCCGGGGAGGUCUUUGUGCGAGUGGUGGCCAGCUCCGACAAAACUGUGGAAGUCAAGCCGGGCAUGAAAUCCAGGUUUGUGGACACAGGUGAGAUGUCGGAGUCCUUCCCGUACAGAACCAAAGCACUUUUUGCGUUUGAGGAGAUCGACGGCGUGGACGUCUGCUUCUUCGGGAUGCACGUGCAGGAGUACGGCUCCGAGUGCCCCUUCCCCAACACCAGGCGGGUGUACAUCUCCUACCUGGACAGCAUCCACUUCUUCAGGCCGCGCCUGCUGCGCACCGCCGUCUACCACGAGAUCCUGAUUGGCUACCUGGAGUACGUGAAGAAGCUGGGGUACGUGACGGGUCACAUUUGGGCCUGCCCCCCCAGCGAGGGGGACGACUACAUCUUCCACUGUCACCCCAUCGACCAGAAGAUCCCCAAACCCAAGCGCCUGCAGGAGUGGUACAGGAAGAUGCUGGACAAGGCCUUCGCUGAGAGGAUCCUGCACGACUACAAGGACAUCUUCAAGCAGGCCACAGAGGACCGUCUGACCAGCGCCAACGAGCUGCCCUACUUCGAGGGAGACUUCUGGCCCAACGUCCUGGAGGAGAGCAUCAAGGAGCUGGAGCAGGAGGAGGAGGAGAGGAAGAAGGAGGAGAACACGGCCACCUGCGAGACCCCCGAGGGGACCCCGACGGACAGCAAGAACGCCAAGAAGAAGAACAACAAGAAGACCAACAAGAACAAGAGCAGCCUGAGCCGCGCCAACAAGAAGAAGCCGGGCAUGCCCAACGUGGCCAACGACCUGUCCCAGAAGCUCUACGCCACCAUGGAGAAGCACAAGGAGGUGUUCUUCGUGAUCCACCUGCACUCGGGCCCGGUGAUCAACACGCUGCCGCCCAUCAUGGACCCGGACCCCAUGCUGACGUGCGACCUGAUGGACGGGCGGGACGCCUUCCUGACGCUGGCGCGGGACAAGCACUGGGAGUUCUCCUCCCUGAGGAGGUGCAAGUGGAGCUCCAUGUGCAUGCUGGUGGAGCUGCACAACCAGGGCCAGGACCGCUUCGUCUACACCUGCAAUGAGUGCAAGCACCACGUGGAGACGCGCUGGCACUGCACCGUCUGCGAGGACUUUGACCUCUGCAUUAACUGCUACAACACUAAGGGCCACGAGCACCAGAUGGUGAAGUGGGGGCUGGGCAUCGACGACGACAGCAACAGCCAGGGGGCCGAGGCGUCCAAGAGCCCGCAGGAGAGCCGGCGCCUCAGCAUCCAGCGCUGCAUCCAGUCGCUGGUGCACGCCUGCCAGUGCCGCAACGCCAACUGCUCGCUGGCCUCCUGCCAGAAGAUGAAGCGCGUGGUGCAGCACACCAAGGGCUGCAAGCGCAAGACCAACGGCGGCUGCCCCGUCUGCAAGCAGCUGAUCGCGCUCUGCUGCUACCACGCCAAGCACUGCCAGGAGAACAAGUGCCCCGUGCCCUUCUGCCCCAACAUCAAGCACAAGCUGCGGCAGCAGCAGCUGCAGCACCGGCUGCAGCAGGCGCAGAUGAUGCGCCGCCGCAUGGCUACCAUGCAGGGCCGGGGCGUGGCCCAGAGCCUGCCGUCCCCGCCCACCCCGGCCGCGCCGGGCACGCCCACCUCCCACCAGCAGCAGGGGCAGCAGCCGGGCGGGGCGCAGACCCCCCAGCCCCAGCCGCUGCCGCAGGCCCCGCCCGCCAACAACGCCGCCGCUGCCGCCGCAGUCAUGUCCCCCUCCUUCCCCAACGGCCCGCGCCCCGGCCAGCCCCCCGCGCCCCCGUCCCAGGGCAAGCCGGGCCCCCAGUCCUCGCCCCUGCACCAGCAGCAGUCGCCCCUGCCCCCGCCCGGGCAGCAGCAGGGGCAGCCGCAGCCCCCCCUGGCUGCGCUGAAGGUGGCGCUGCACAUCGAGCGGGUGGCACAGGCUCAGCAGCACCAGGACUACCGGCUCAACGGGCACGCCAUGGGCCACCCGCGCAUGCAGGCCCCCAUGCAGAUGGGCGCCCGGGGGCCCGCGGGCAUGCAGGGCAUGCCGCCCGGACAGUGGGCCCCGGGCCCCCAGGGGCCCAUGCAGGCCCCCCAGCAGCCUCCGCAGCAGCAGCAGCCUCCGCAGCAGCAGGUCCCCCCCCAGCAGGCCGCGAUGGGGGGGCAGCAGCCGCCGGGGCCGCAGGCCCAGCACAUGCAGCGGCCCAUGAUGGCGCAGCCCCCCCGGAUGCAGGGCGCCGUCCCGCCCCAGGGGCCCGGGCAGCAGACCCCGCCCAGGGGCCCCGCGCCCGGGGGCAUGGCCUCCACGGCGCUGCAGGACCUGCUGCGCACGCUCAAGUCGCCCAGCUCGCCGCAGCAGCAGCAGCAGGUGCUCAACAUCCUGAAGGCCAACCCGCAGCUCAUGGCCGCCUUCAUCAAGCAGCGGACAGCCAGGUACCAGGCCAGCCAGGGCCAGGCGCAGGGCCAGCCGCCGCAGCAGGGCCCGCAGGGCAUGCAGCCGGGCCUGCAGGGCAUGGCCCCCAUGCAGCCGGGCGUGGCGCAGCGCCCCGGCAUGCCCCCGCAGCAGCAGCAGCCGCAGCAGGCCCCGCCGCAGGGCAUGGGCGGCAUGGGCCCGCAGGGGCAGCUCAGGCAGCACAACCCGCAGUUCCAGGAGAUGUACCGUCGCCAGCUCCUGCUCCUGCAGCAGCAGCAGCAGCAGCAACAACAGCAGCAGCAGCAGCAGGGCGCCAUGCAGCAAGCGCAUGGCCAGUUCCCCCAGCCGCAGGGCCCGGCGGCCAGCUACUCGCAGCUGCGCAUGCAGCAGCAGAUGGCCAUGCAGCAGCAGCAGCAGCAGCAGCAGGGUGGCGGUGGUGGCGGCGGGCCCAUGGGUCAGCUGCCCCCCAUGACGCAGAUGGGCCUGGAGGGGACUCAGAACCUGCUGCACCAGCGCAUGCUCCAGCAGCAGCAGCAGGCGGCAGCGAUGAAGCCGCAGAUGGGCUCCCCGGCGCAGGCCGGGCCCAUGAGCCCCCAGGCGCACAUGGGGGGGCACCUGCCCGGCCAGCCGCUGGCCAACUCGCUCGGCAACCAGGUGCGCUCCCCCGCCCCCGUGCAGUCGCCCUGCCCCCCCUCGCAACAGCCGCCACAUUCCAGCCCCUCCCCCCGAAUACAGCCCCAGCCCUCCCCCCACUCGGGCUCGCCCCGCCCCCACCCGCUGCCCCACCCGCACCCCCACGCCGGCCUGCCCGCGCCCAUGCCCAACUCCAUGGAGCAGGGGCACAUGGGCACCCCCGAACAGAGUGCCAUGCUGCCACAGCUGGGCACGCCGGGCCGCGCCAGCCUCGCCACUGACUUGGGCAUGGUGGAGGACACCACCGGGGACACACUGGAGAAGUUUGUGGAAAGAUUGUAGCAUUCGGAGGCCAAACACAACCCCACCCCUCUACCCCCUCCCCCCCCACCCCCAGCCUCGUCUCCUCUACCCGGGGACUCGUUUGUACUGACAUGUAAAAAGUUUAAAGGAAUUUAAAAAGAAAAAAAGAUGGAAAAAAAUAAGUCAACAGUGCGAGGGAAUAUGAAGGUUUCCUACCGAGAGACUGCUAUUGUUGCUUCCUACAAGGGGAGGGAUAAAAAAAAAAUGCUGUCUACACAAAAUAAUUAAAUCACAAAGAAUAUAUUUUUUGGUUCUGACCAGAUAGGAAAGAUUUCUUUUUUUGUCCUGGUAUGGUUUCUUGGGCCUUUUUUUUUUUUUUUUUAAAUGAAACUUUGCAAAAUGAAAUAUUUCAUUAUAUUAUUCUUACUUUUUAUUUUGUACCUUUGCAAACUUAAGGCAUUUUUUUGUGUUGAGAGGAUGUAAAAUAAUUUCUGGGAAAAUUAGGCCAGGUCGCUUCUCUCUCCCCCCUGGGUCCUGCCGGAUGCAUCCUGAUGUACGGAUUUUUCUCCAGAGGACACACUUUCGGGGGAGCUCUCUUUCCUUUCCUCAUUGUGAGUCUGUGCGGGAGAUUUAAGUAUUCAUUUGUAUAGAUAGGAAUUAGACGAUUGCACACAUUUAAAAUCACACUUCCGCGCACACAAACACGCAAGCAAACCACUCAUGCACUCUGGCGGACAGUUCCCACACACACACACACACACACACACAUACACACAUACAUUGCAUUGAACCAAUGUGUACACCUUACUGGCUUGGAAGAAGAAUUUUGUCUUGCAGGUGUAGAAAUCGUUGCUUUUUGUUUCUCCUUUGAUCGCUGAAAUUUGUCAUAAAGAAGACUUAAUCCCUGAACUUGGCCUGCAGUGGGAUCACCGUUUUGACUGCUGAUUUGAAUGGAUAGAGAAAAAAAUCCUCGUUCUACUUACAGAAAACUUGAAUCGAGGGUCAACCAUUCUCGAAAUCAUGCAGGUUGUUUAAAAUGCUAUAAAUAUAAGGAAAAAGAACGAAAUCACUGUAAAAACUGGUUAAAAUAAUUCAUUUCUUACUUAUAUACCAUAUUGUUAAAUAAACUGUGUGCAACAGA
Anguilla rostrata (American eel) is the source of this 10769-nucleotide messenger RNA. RefSeq names its product CREB binding protein b (gene crebbpb). NCBI's taxonomy places the organism in Eukaryota, Metazoa, Chordata, Actinopteri, Anguilliformes, Anguillidae. The record is from RefSeq and is a predicted model, not a curated record. Gene Ontology annotation, molecular function: zinc ion binding; protein binding; histone acetyltransferase activity. Gene Ontology annotation, cellular component: histone acetyltransferase complex; transcription regulator complex; nucleus. Gene Ontology annotation, biological process: positive regulation of transcription by RNA polymerase II.